Periconia digitata is the source of this 1023-nucleotide messenger RNA. The record is from the annotation of a GenBank genome assembly. Lineage: Eukaryota; Fungi; Ascomycota; Dothideomycetes; Pleosporales; Periconiaceae.
CCAAGUUGUAAUUCGUAUUUAUUUAGUCUUCUCCUUCUCACAAGGUACUGGACUUCUCUACCACAAGUACGACUACUCACUUCAACUUCGACCAGCUACCGCUUACAUUACCCACUACACAUAAACUUCGCUCCAGAGCAAAGUAGCUUUAUCUUCUCAACACUACUCCUCUACUCUCGAAGAAUUUACCACCCACUUCCAAAACUGAAACAUCUCUUCUCCUGCAAAGGAAUGUCGUCACCUCCAUCGGUCACCGCUGCCAGCAUGCAGCCCCAACCGUCUCGUCUUCUCGAUCUCCCCCUCGAGCUCCGGUACAUGAUAUAUGACGAGCUCACCGAAGUCCACACCAAACAUCACCGUGUGGUCAGCAUCCUCGAUCGACCGGGCCCCAGAACCCGCUCUUACCAGGGUCCUCAGCCCACUCCGAGCAAUCUCCUGAUCGUAGUCCGUUCACUCCCAGUAGUGAACCUCCUGAGCACCUGCAAGCAGGUCCAAAUGGAAGUCGCGGAGCACCUCCGAAGCAAGAAGGCAGCACCGAAGCUACAAGCCCUGGAAGCAGAGCCUCCACGUCUCAUUCUCGAGGACAAAUUCAAUAAUACCUUCUGCAAAUGGUGGCUGCAGGCUUUUCUAAAUACCCUCGGCCGGGCAGCGUACGAACCACAAAACCUGCAUCGAGUACAGCAGCAUCCUCUGCUCACCAUUUGGCUCGCAAAGAUCCGCCAUAACCGCGCCCUCCACGGUACCCAAGCCAAGGACUCACAGAUCGCAAUUCGUCAGCUCUUCCGAGAAACCUCCAGUGGGGCGUCUAGGCGCGCUGAAGCGAUGGCCGAGGUGUCUGAAACGGCGAUGGGGAACCUCCACGACUUGAGGCGCCCGGAGCGGCUAGGUUGGGUUGGAGGGACGAGUGCAAUCCCUGAAUUGUUCAGGUGGAUCACGCGGGAUUCGGGAGAGGCGUUGGUGGAUUGCUUGGUCGAGGACGCGGAGUGGCAGGAGAAUUGGGAGGAGGAUGAGAGGAAGAUCUAG